Gavialis gangeticus (Gharial) is the source of this 2768-nucleotide messenger RNA. It is a transcript of the gene IGSF6, whose product is annotated as immunoglobulin superfamily member 6. Bases 1027 to 1740 code for a protein of 237 amino acids. The record is from RefSeq and is a predicted model, not a curated record. Lineage: Eukaryota; Metazoa; Chordata; Crocodylia; Gavialidae. The transcript has 6 exons.
GAACAAAGAACUUUAUUUAAAAAAAAUUUUAAAAACCUUUCCUGUCUAUGGUAUUCUCUUUGCAAAGCUGCUUACUUUCUACUCCAGAGUUUAUGACCCAUCCCCAAAACACAUGGCUGGCAAAGCAUCUGUAAAGCUCUAUAGAAAGACCAUCACACUGAGAGGUUUGGCUGGAGUUCAGAGGCAGGUGCCCCAUAAAGCUCAUUUUUUGUUAAGUUCUUUUCAAAGGGUUUUCAAAGUCCAAGCACAAGUCCACUUAGCCAAGUAAUUAACUCCAAAUGGAGUGAGGCAGGGAUUUGACCUCUGUGGACUGAGAGCAUCUAAUUAAGGGAUUUGACCAAGAUCUUAUAGCGAUCAGGGCCCCAAGUCUCCGUUGUUGAAGUAGGCUCCAGUUCCUUACAACAAAUACAACAAAAGGCUAACAACCAUAAAUUGGUCAUAAAGUUCUCAAUGUGACCACAUUUUCCUUAAUAUCCAGAAAACAAAAACAGAGGCUCACCACAAUAAUAGGAUUUCACAUUAUAUUAUGGAAUCUUCAAUUUGGGCUUGUGGAUCACCAUAUACAGCGCUUCUAUUCAUCCAAGGGCCAUUUGCUGACAGGUGAGAAGAGGAUUGUGUGCUUGCGGCCUUGUUUUUUGUGAAAGAGUGGGUGAAGAUUAAAUUUAUUUAUUUAUAUCUCACCCUUUCCAAAAGGCUUAGAGCAACUUGCAAUAAUGCCUUUGUUAGGAUAAGAAAUCACAACAUUUUCAAUAACCAAUUAAGCUAUCUGAAACCAUAUAGCUAGAAGAUAGCUGUUUUACAAAAGCAGCAAUGAAUGCCACUGUCAAAGCAAAUCUAAUCCAAUGAUUUGGUUUACAAUACUGUACCUUUAAGGAUGUUACUAUCAACCAUACUGAGUGCCUCUAAACAUAUGCAAGCAGGAAGGACCCAAACCACAUGAUACAGAUCACUCUGCAACUCCAAAAGUUUCCUAAUGAAAAGUUCCUCUUUCUUUGAGCAGAACAAUUUCUGGACAAACGCAGGGAAAUGGCAUUGUUCAAGUGCAAACUGAUUCUAGCAGUGAAAUUCACCUGGAUUCUACAUAAUGUUGGUAGUGCUACAGAUGUCUGCAAAGUUACUGUCUCACAACCCUCAUUUAGGGAAGUGAAUUAUACUCCCAGCACCGUGAACAUAACAUGCAGUUUCUAUGCUUCUGAAUGCCCUGGACUUGCUCAAGUUCUGUGGUUUCGUUUUCUUGCUCUUAAGCAUGAGGCUUUAUGCACACCUAUGUGCACAAACACUGGCAAAUUCAAAGUGAUUGGACCAUCUAAUGAUAAAGCUUCACUUCAGAUCAGCCAUUUGACUGUAAAUGACAGUGCUGUUUAUUUCUGUGGAGUAGCAUUUUCACAAUCAGUUUCACCCACCUCUAAGCAAACCGGUGAAGGUACGACUCUGGUGGUAAGAGAAAGGACUGAAAAGGACCACAUUGAAGAAUACAUCCUCAUGAUAGUCCUCUCAUCCUUACUGUUUCUAUACAACACCACAGUAUUUGCAGUAUUUAUAGUCUACUACAAGUCAAAAUCUAAAUUCCUGAAGAAAACUGAGAGAGAAAAUGAAAGUGGAGAGCAACAUAAACAUAACAGUAGACGAAGAGUUUUUCAAGCAAUCGCACAAGAACUAUACAGGAAGAGAUAUGCCGAAAACCGUCAUCAGACUGGGAAUCUGGGAACAGAUGAUGACAACGUUUAUCAAAACAGAUGAGGAAAUUUAGCAGGUGUUUGAGAUUUCUCAGUCAAAACCUGAGUCUUUUUUUUUUUUUUUUUUAAACUUCCCUUCCAAAAAAAUAGAUCCUUACUGAAUGAUGGUUUUGGGGUUGGAUUUUGUUUGUUUUUUGUAAUAUUGCUUCUGAUUGCAUACUAAGAAAAAUAAGCUGAUAUUAUAGCGAUAGGAAAACAUGUCUAAGCCCGCUCCUGCAAAUGUAAAUAAAUAUAUUGGAAAGGGACUUCCAUUGAAGAGCUGCUUAUAUUUCAUGGAAAUGUUCUGAUUCAGAAUUUAUUUCUGCAUAUAAAAAGCUUUCUGUAUUUUUUCAUAUGAAUCUAAUGCUAACAUUUCAAGAACUUCUAAUAAUACAAGAACUGCCAACUCGGACAACACCCAAGGACCAUCUAGUCCACUGUCCUGUCCAACACAGACCAGCACCAGAUAUUUCAGAGGAAAGUGAAAACAACUUCCCUUCUCCAAAAUCCCCUGUGGACAAAGUUAGAGACUAAUCCACCAAUAAGGCCAAGUUUCUUCUUAAUCCCAGGCAUUUAAAAACUGGUUUCACUCUUGAAGUAUGGCAUCUUGUACACUUCUGCAGUCACUCCUAUAAUAAUUAUGCAAUCCUUUAUUUAAUUCCAAAAACUAUUUGCCUCAAGGUAGUGUAGCUGCAAAUUCUACAGGUUAACAUUUUUUUUUGGAUAAACAAUUCUUCUAUACACACUACACUACACAAUACUUAAUACAAGCAUGGACAAAGUAAAACUUAACUACAUAAAAACAAAUUGUGGGCUUUUUUGUAACGCACUAUGAUUAAUUGUUAAGAUUCCCUUUUACUUCAAAUUUUAUGAAUUGGCAAGAUGCACAAAUGUCAAGAUAAAGCGAUGAGAUUGUAUUGUAUGUCUAACAUUAAAAUAGGGGUGUAUUUCUCUCCAAGUGUCUGUGGACAUAACUUGUGGAAAAGCACUUUCCAACUCUAGAUGUCACUAUAAUUCCAGAAGUAGCUAGCUAAUAAAGCAAUGUGAAAAAGG